Messenger RNA from Anopheles gambiae (African malaria mosquito), 932 nucleotides. It is a transcript of the gene eEF1beta, whose product is annotated as probable elongation factor 1-beta. The transcript is spliced from 2 exons. Bases 163 to 831 code for a protein of 222 amino acids. Gene Ontology annotation, molecular function: translation elongation factor activity; guanyl-nucleotide exchange factor activity. Lineage: Eukaryota; Metazoa; Arthropoda; Insecta; Diptera; Culicidae. The record is from RefSeq and is a predicted model, not a curated record. Gene Ontology annotation, cellular component: eukaryotic translation elongation factor 1 complex; cytosol. Gene Ontology annotation, biological process: translational elongation.
GUUCGGGUAUCGCGUUUAUAGCAUAGUUAACGAGUCCACUUCUGUGCACUGUCGUAUUUGUCAAAAAUACGAUUAAAAAAAAUCUCUUUCCGUCAAAUCUUCAUCGCGCACACGUCGUGUCCAAUCGCUCCGUUCCGAGAUUUUUAAGGAAAUUUGCUCAAAAUGGCAUUCGGAGAUGUUAAGACCGCCAACGGACUGAAGGAAUUGGACAAAUUCCUGGCUGAUCACAGCUAUGUCGAAGGAUACGCUCCAUCGAAGGCUGAUCUGUCCGUGUUCGAUGCCCUGGGCAAAGCUCCCGCCGCUACCCAUGUGCACGCGCUGCGCUGGUACAACCACAUCGCAUCGUUCAACGCUAAGGAGCGCUCGGAAUGGGGCGGUCAGGCCCUGCCACAGGUAGCCGGCGGCAAGCCGACUGUCGCCGCCGCACCGGCCGGCGGAGACGAUGAUGAUGAUGUGGAUCUGUUCGGAUCGGAGGAUGAGGAAGAGAGCGCCGAGGCGGCCAAACUGAAGGAAGAGCGCCUGGCGGCAUACAAUGCAAAGAAGUCGAAGAAACCUGCCCUCAUCGCCAAGAGCUCCAUCAUUUUGGACGUCAAACCGUGGGAUGACGAAACCGACAUGAAGGAAAUGGAGAAGAACGUACGCAGCAUCGAGAUGGACGGACUGUUGUGGGGAGCGGCCAAGCUCGUACCGGUCGGCUAUGGCAUCCAGAAGCUGCAGAUCUGCUGCGUUAUCGAGGACGACAAGGUUUCGGUCGAUCUGCUGACGGAGACGAUUCAGGAGUUCGAGGAUUACGUACAGUCUGUGGACAUUGCCGCAUUCAACAAGAUCUAAAUGUGUGUGUGUGCGUUUUUUGGCUUCUGUUUUAAGUUUCUACCAACUACUCUUCACAGUGCGACAAGAAUGGAAUAAAUGAACCCAUUUUACUACUCAGA